Messenger RNA from Cotesia congregata, 969 nucleotides. Lineage: Eukaryota; Metazoa; Arthropoda; Insecta; Hymenoptera; Braconidae. The record is from the annotation of a GenBank genome assembly.
AUGAUAGCUAUGUCGAAACGUUCUUUAAUAUUUGUUUUAAUUGGAGUUGCUGUUCUUGUUUAUUACGUUACUGCCGCGAUAUUGAUAUGGAGUUACAAACACCAGCCAAACGCAACCUACAAGAGCAAGCUGAUAAUCAUGGAGUCUAUGAUACGUCAUUAUCACGAUGAUGAAUAUCAUUUAAGUAAUGAUGAUAUUACAAUUAAAGAUAAAGCUCGACAUGAUUAUUUUGAUGAUCUAACUAAAGAUGACAACCUACGCAAAAUUUGUGUUUUAGGGAUCAAACUAUUGCACAAUUAUUUACAUAAUCAUGAUUCUGAUGAUUUAACCACAGUCAGAAACAUUGUAGAUAAGGUUUUGACGCAAACUGGAAGUCGAACUGAGGGUGAAACUCUUGAUGCUGACAAAUGGGAACUAUACAUCGUUGAUAUCCCCCAUUUUAUGGCCAUGUAUUAUUUAAUUGUCAAAGACGAUAGUUCUAAUACUGCUAGGUUAACUCACUGCUAUGAAUAUAUUAAUAGUGUUAUAAACUCUAACAUGGAAUCAACCUGCCUCAAUUCUACUCCAUCUAAGACUGAUUUUAUAAAAAUUGGUGCACCUUAUUUGCUAACGAAUUACAUACGAUCACUUGAAGAUGAGAACUGUUUAAAAUUAUACGAAAAAGCUAGAAAAAAUAACAAUUUAGAGUUAUUGAAUAAGUAUCUAUCGUAUGACACUAGUGAUGAAGUAAAAGAAAUAUAUGGUGUCUUAAGUGUCGAUGGUGAGACCAAGUUGAAAAGUAAACCAGCUGAAGCCCUCAAGUGCUUUGACUUGAUGAAUAAGACCAUUAAAUAUAAAGACAUGUACAUUGCUGUUUAUAACACGCUUGAUGUUCCUGGAAACUUAUGGAAGUCAUUACUAAAUCUUUUCGAAAUAAUUCAAAAAUUCUGGCCUACUGGAUGGCUUAGUGAUAUGAUCUAUGACUCAUAA